GAGGUAUCAUAAAGUUUCCGUAAAUUUAUGAAAUGUUUUUCAUACAUAUUCAUUUUUCUAAUGAUCACGCACAUGGUCAUAUGCAUUGGAUGUAUUCAACUAAUACCUUACGAUGACGACUCAUCUCAGGAUUCAUUCAAUUUUAGUGAAAUUCUAACAGAAAACAUGAAGUACGAAGCAUUUGUAGAUAUUUGUACCCUCAAAAUACUAGGUGGUUUUAAGGCAACAAUUACUCAAGUACCCUAUCAAGUUACGUUAAGGAGAAAAUUUCUUGGAGGCUAUGCGUGGUCGUCGUUCUGUGGAGGGUGUUUGGUAACCAUGAAAUAUGUCAUAACAGCAGCACAUUGCCUCAUUGAUUCAAAGUUGGGUAAGUUAAAAAAAUUAAGCAACAUCAGAGUUGUUGCUGGUACAACAAAAACAACAGUGACCAUUUUUUCACUGGCAGAGGGACAUUGGCGAAGGAUAAAGCACUUCUAUAAGCACAAAUAUUAUGAUGAGACUAUUUUAGAGCAUGACUUUGGUGUAAUAGAGGUAAAUUAUGCGUUUAUUACUUCGAGUAAAGUAAAACCAAUUCGCUUACACUCCUUGAAUGAUGAAAAUGUAAAUGACGGACAACAAUGUCUCGUAUCAGGUUAUGGACUUAAAGAGAAGAAUAAAACAUCGUUCUAUUUACAAAUGGUUUGCGUACCAAUAAUAAGUAUUACAGAUUGUAAACUUGUCUAUAAUGUUGAAUAUUUGCACUCAUCCAGUUUAUGCGCAGGAUCACCAGGGAAAGAUAGUUGUCAGGGCGAUUCUGGUGGACCUCUGGUUUGUAAUGGUGUUUUGGUUGGAAUUGUUGCUUGGGGUGGAAUAUGUGGUCAACAACCCGGCGUGUACACAAGAAUUUCAUCCUACACUUCCGAAGAACACGUGCCAUUCGAAAGGAAUGCCUUCGCAGAACAUUCGAUGUAUUUUGCUCCAUCGAUAAUCGAAUUUUGUAUUUUAUUGUGCUUGUUGUGCGUUAUAUAG
Messenger RNA from Nymphalis io (European peacock), 1008 nucleotides. Its product is annotated as serine protease 1-like. The transcript has 7 exons. Gene Ontology annotation, molecular function: serine-type endopeptidase activity. NCBI's taxonomy places the organism in Eukaryota, Metazoa, Arthropoda, Insecta, Lepidoptera, Nymphalidae. Gene Ontology annotation, biological process: proteolysis. Bases 28 to 1008 code for a protein of 326 amino acids. The record is from RefSeq and is a predicted model, not a curated record.